UUUCCAAAGCACCAGGGACAACAGUUAAGGUAAGAUGGGGGAGGGGAGGAGACAAAAUGUGAUUUUAGGAACAACCUCUUCCUCCAGAAUCAACCCCGGUGACUUUCUGUUCUAUGUUUUAUUUGUUCAUUUGUUUUCAUCUGUCGUUAUUUCUUGAUUGUUUCCAGGUCAACCCAAGAAUGGGCCGCCAUGCCCAUGCGAUUACACUCAUCAGAUCUGCAAUUGGUCAACGGAGCACCACCCCGCCAAACUACGUUCUGUCCGCUGCUCUCCAUGCUGGAGGAUCAGUCGAGCAAGCGAUUCAAAUCCUAGAAUCGUACGCGGACAUCGUUUCGCCAAGGCAGGACAUUUCAAUGCGUCGGGGGAGGACAAGCUGGGGCCGUGGGCAUGUAGGACCGCCCACCGAAAUAAUUGCUCCACAACCUCCACAGCAACCUCCACUGCAACCAGCACCUCCAGCACCUGCAUCGAUUCCUCCACAGAAGCCAUCAUGUCUGGGAGAAAUAACAAUCAGUUCCGAAGAGGAGCCGCCAUCCGCAGACACAUCGAGAACUGAUGCAGUAGAUUAUACGGGAUGCAGCUCUUGCGACAAGCCUGAUAACUAGAUGUUUGAAGCAGGCAGCCUAGAACUCCAUAGGGAAAAAAAAGGAGGUGUUUGCAUUUCGGGCAUCUUGGAAUUUUUUGAUUACUUGAUGACGUAGGUGGGUACAGUGUGAAGGGGACGUCCCUGUACCCAGCUACGUCAUCAAGUCAUCAAAAUAUUCCAAGAUGCCCGAAAUGCAAACACCUCCUUUUUUUUCUCUAUGCUAGAACUCAGGUCUCGAAAGAAAAUGCCAACUAUUUUUGUUCCUCAAUGAUUACUUUUAGACUGAAUUGACGCUGCGCAAAACUGUUUUACUUCUCUCUUACUGCCCUUUUUAAACAAUAUAUAUAUAUAUAUAUAUAUAUAUAUUUUAAAUUUAAUGGUCAUUUUGUUUACUUGCUAAUUUUAAUAUUCAGUUAUUAGUGUUUAAAUGCGUCAUUGAGUUGCUAGUGUAACACUGAUUUUUGUUCCUAUUUUCGGAAACUUGAAUAAAUUUCAUGCGCUCAUGUAAACAAGCUCGUUCUGAGACUAACAGUGCAAAUAUGGCAAAUUUCACCUGAGCCUUUCUUUAGCAUGUUCAACCCUUAUUUUGUACUUGUAUCCCCUUGAAAUAUCAUUACGUUAGUGAGUCAACAGAGUAAUGCUGAUUUUUAUUCCUAUUUUCGGAAACUUGAAUAAAUUUCAUGCGCUCAUGUAAACAAUCUCGUUCUUAGACUAACAAAGCAAAUAUGGCGAAUUUCACCUGAGCCUUUCUUUAGCAUGUUCAACCCAUAUUUUGUACUUGUAUUCCCUUGAAAUAUCAUUACGUUAGCAAGUCAACAGGGAAUUACUGAUUUUUUGUUUUGUUUUCAAGAACUUAAAUAAAUUUUCUUUUUUCUACUACCUUA
Bemisia tabaci is the source of this 1470-nucleotide messenger RNA. The record is from RefSeq and is a predicted model, not a curated record. NCBI's taxonomy places the organism in Eukaryota, Metazoa, Arthropoda, Insecta, Hemiptera, Aleyrodidae.